GGACACUUCCGGUCAGCAUUAUGAAGCCCUUGCUGCUCCUGUUUGCAGUGCUCCUCUGCAUGCUGCUGCUGCCUGCCCUGGGCGGGAAUAAGAAGAAGAAGUACUCUCAAGGAGAGCUGUUACUUGAGGAGUGCUGGGGACAGCCAAAAGCUAAUGAUUGUACCAAGAGGUGUUCUAGAACUUUCAAAUGUGUGUACAGAAAUCACACAUGCUGCUGGACCUACUGUGGUAACAUCUGUGCAGAAAUUGGGAAGUUUUUUGAAAGAAAGAAGUGAGCUUGCCUUGUCACUGGCCCAGCCUGGUGUGAGCUCCAGACGGCAGUUAGAGACUUCAGAGCCAGGCUGCAUCGUUACUUUUAGAAACAUUGUGUUUAUUGGUGGGUAAAAGGCAAUGUACUUGAAAAAUAAACCACUUGCCAACA
Molecule: messenger RNA, 421 nt
Organism: Phodopus roborovskii (desert hamster)
Lineage: Eukaryota; Metazoa; Chordata; Mammalia; Rodentia; Cricetidae
Gene: Wfdc11
Product: WAP four-disulfide core domain 11
Exons: 3
Coding region: 21-275 (84 amino acids)
Source: RefSeq, a predicted model, not a curated record